AUGUUGAAAUUAGGAAAGGCACUCUUUAGAUAUGGAAUUUCAUAAAAGAAGUCUCAGCUGGUCAAUGUGGCAAGAAUGGCAAAUAAGAAAAUGAGUGAUCUUAUCCCAAUGAAUUAAAAAUUCUUUUCCUAAAGCACUCUAAAACUAGAUAAUCCCUACACUGGUGAGCAGAUCCUUGAACUUCCUUUCCUUUCAAAAGAGGAGCAGCAUGAAAUAUUAGUUAAAGCUAAGGAUGCUUCUAAGAAGAACAGGCAGUCUAACCUCAGAGAAAGGAAAGAUGUAGUGAGAAAAAUUAUUAAGUAUCUUUAAGAUAAUAAAGAGACGAUUGCAGUAGAAAUUACUAGCUGCAUGGGCAAGCCAGUUCUUUAAUCUAGACAGGAGAUUGAUACUGCCAUCGAAAGAUGUAAUGCUUUGAUAGACAUAUCAGAAGAAGCCCUUGCUAAGGAGGUUAUUGAAUCAAAUAAGUAUGUGACAAAGUAUUUAGGAACAGUCUUGAUUCUAUCGUCUUUUGACUUCCCUAUUCUAUCUGCUAUCAAUCACAUGAUUCCAGCCUUACUCUGUGGAAACUCUGUCCUAAUCAAGGAUAAUCCCAGAACUCCAAUUUUUGGCGAGCAUUUCCAAAAAGCCUCUGAAAACAACUGGGUUCAGUCUUUCUUGGCUAAUUAGUAAGAUGUGAAGCUUUUAUAUUAAGAGCAUGCAAUAAACUAUGUCGUUUUUAUGGGGAGUCUCGAAAGUGCUCAUGAUGUCUAUCAGGAAGUAGCAAAGAAUGACUUUAUUGAUGUUUAACUAGAUCUUGAUAUGGAAAAUGCUGCUGAAGUACUUCUAAGAGCUGCUUUUUAUAAUGCAGGAUAGUCGAGGAAUAGCAUGCAAAGAAUAUAUAUUGAAAAGGCUAUAAGCAAUGACUUCAUUAAUUUAUUCUCUAAGAUGGCUUUUGAAAGACUUCAAAUCGGUGAUCCAAUGGAUGAAUAGACAGAUAUUGGACCACUCGCUUAGCUUGAUUACAUUGAGAAAAUGGAAGGUAAAAAUAAAUAAAUAAAAACUAAAUUGAUAGAAUUCGUUGCUGAUGCUGUAAACAUGGGAGGUGCUUUAGUUUUAGGGGGCAAUUAGAAUACAGAUGAUAAGGGCAUGGGUAGAUUCUUCGAGCCUACAAUAAUAGCUAAUGCUACGAAUGGAAUGAAAGUUCAAGCUUAGCAGAUUUUCGGACCAAUAGUGACAUUCUAAGAAGUGGAGAGUGAUGUGCAAGCUAAGGAUUUGAUAAAUGCUUCCAAGUAUGGAGUGACGAGUGCUAUCUUUACUUCAGAUGAAAUAUGUAUGGACUAUUUCAUCGGAAACCUUAAGGUUGGAGUUGUCAAUAUCAAUAAAUGCCCCGUGAUGCAAGAUCACUACCUGCCAGUCACAGGUCGGAAGGUCUGUGGAAAGAUCCUUUACAACUCUAAAUAUGCUUUUGACAACUUCACCAGGCUAAAGUCUGUCAAUAUUAGACUUAAUUGA
Messenger RNA from Stylonychia lemnae, 1491 nucleotides. The record is from the annotation of a GenBank genome assembly. Lineage: Eukaryota; Ciliophora; Spirotrichea; Sporadotrichida; Oxytrichidae.